UCACCCCUCACUCUGUUUCUCUUCAAUAUCAAACCCCUCUCUCCCUCUUAACUCAAUGCUCCCAUGAUGAUACUCAAACAACCCUCGUCAUUUCCAUGUCCUCUCUUUCUCUUCCUCUUUCUCAUCACAUCCUCUGUUUCCUCAUUCCUCUCCCCCACCGCCGCCCCGACCUCCUCCCCAUUGCCGCCUUCGUCCUCCUCGACCCUCGACCCGAAGCAACUUAGAGCCCUUCAAUCCCUUAACAUUCCCACUUCUAGAGACCCAUGUUCGCCGUCCUCUCUUCGUAAUGUCACUCUCUGCGACUCCUCUGCCCCCUUCCGCCACCUUCUUUCCCUACGCCUCGCCAACUGCUCCGACGACGUUGCUUUGUCCUUCACUGCCCUCAAAUCCCUCUCCACUCUUCAAUCUUUCCAGUUCCUCAACUGCCCCAUUUCCCCCAUUCGCUUCCCUUCUGAUCUCGCCACUUCCCUCCGCUCCUUCACUUGCAUUCGCAGUCUCCGUAAGCUUACUGGCGUUUGGCUUAGCCGCCUCCGGAACCUCACUGAUCUCACUGUUUCCCAUGUCUCUAUUACUGCCUCUGGCCCUUAUGUCAUUGUUGGCAAUAUGAAAUCUCUCAGGUCUCUUACCGUUUCUCACGCCAAUCUCACGGGUUUUGUUCCUAAACACCUCAAUCGGAACCUCACCCAUGUCGACUUUUCCGGCAACAAGCUCAGGGGGAAAAUACCCACCUCCAUUACAUUGCUUGAAAAUCUCGAGACCUUGGAUUUAUCGUUAAAUUGGCUCAAGGGCGAGAUCCCCUCUUCAAUUGGGGACUUGAUUUCGCUGCAAAACUUGUCGUUAGCAUCCAACUCACUGUCGGGAUCGAUCCCGGAGUCUUUUUCAGCCAUCCCAGGGCUAGUUCAUAUUGAUUUGGGUUCAAACCAGUUGAAUGGGACCAUUCCCAGGUUCAUUUCUGAAAUGAGAAGCUUGAAGUACUUGAAUCUGGAGAACAAUGAGUUUCAUGGGGUAAUUCCUUUCAACGAGUCAUUCAUCAAGGGGUUAGAGGUGUUCAAGAUUCAGGGGAAUAACAAUCUAUGUUAUAACCAUUCGAUAUUAUCGUCAAAGUUGAAGCUCGGCAUUGCUCCUUGUGACAAACAUGGUUUGCCGAUAUCCCCACCGCCGGCUAAAGACGACGGCGACGAUUCAAUGGCGGAUGAUAGUGGGAGUGAUUAUGAUGGGAAUGAUGUUAGUCACAAGGAGGCUAAUCAUCAUCACGGGCCCAACAAGGUAGUUCUUGGAGUGGCAAUUGGGCUUUCUUCCUUGGUAUUUCUCAUUGUUUUCUGGAUUCUCUUGUCCAAGUGUUGUCGUUGAGAUUAUUUCUCAUUAUCCCUCAUUGUUUUCUCGGUUCUCUUGAAGUUGGAUUAGAGUUAGAAGCAUCAUUGUUUAAUUACACACAUAUUACACUUGUCAAUGGGAUUUUUGUUCAAUGAUUUAUUUAUUUUCUCAGCUUUAUGGAGAAAUCUCUCUAAAAAAAAUGUAAUUCAUAAUGAGAGAAAUGUUAUCUUCAGUUUUG
Molecule: messenger RNA, 1552 nt
Organism: Cucurbita pepo subsp. pepo (vegetable marrow)
Lineage: Eukaryota; Viridiplantae; Streptophyta; Magnoliopsida; Cucurbitales; Cucurbitaceae
Product: receptor-like protein 51
Molecular function (GO): protein binding
Source: RefSeq, a predicted model, not a curated record